AGCCCACAAUAUUCUAGCUUCUCCUUACUGUUCAAAAAUGGGGACUGAUAUUCAAGCCUCUUCUCAGCUUCGCAUGUUCUUUUUUCCGUUCCUGGCUCAAGGCACGUGAUACCAAUUUUGGAUAUGGCCACUCUGUUCGCGACGCGAGGUGUGAAGUCAACCAUAAUCACCACUCCGCUUAAUGCAACUCUCCUCUGCGAUCGUAUCCAAAGAAGAAAGUAUGCAGGUAUCCCAAUUGAUAUCAAGAUCCUUAAGUUUCCUUGUGCCGUGGUCGGGUUACUGGAGGGAACCGAAGAUGCUCAUGCACUCACUUCUCCUGAAGAAAGCAUGAAAUUUUUCAAGGCCCUAACCAUGCUACAAGAACCCCUUAAGCAACUACUGCAAGAAUCCAAACCAGAUUGCUUGGUGGCCGACAUGCUCUAUCCUUGGGCUACUGCUUCGGCAGGGAAAUUUGGUAUUCCCACGUUGGUGUUUUGUGUAUUUAGUAUCUUUUCGUUGUGUAUAACAAUGUGCCUCGAGAUGUACAAGCCACAUAGAAAUAUUGAGUCUGAUUCUGAAACUUUUGUGGUGCCUAACUUUCCAGAUAAUAUCAAGUUGACGAGAAAACAAAUGGGUUCAAAAAGAUAUUCUGAGUUGGUGAUGGCAUCAAGAGAAUCAGCAAUGAACAGCUAUGGCAUACUUGUUAACAGUUUUUAUGAGCUGGAAGGGACUUAUGCUGAUCACUAUUGGAAUGAAUUUGGAGUGAAGAUGUGGCAUAUCGGACCAUUUUUCCUUUACAAUAGGGGAAUUGAAGAUAAAGCUCACAGAGAGAAGGAAGCAUCAAUUGAUGAACACGAGUGCUUGAAAUGGCUCGAUUCCAAAGAACCAAAUUCAGUUGUUUACAUAUGUUUUGGAACCUUGACCCAAUUCAACUGUGCUCAGUUGAAGGAGAUUGCAAUGGGGCUUGAAGCUUCAGGUCAGCAAUUCAUCUGGGUUGUGAGAAAACACAGUAGGGAAGAACAGGAUUGGUUACCGAAAGGAUUUGAGCAAAGAAUGGAGGGGAAAGGGUUAAUAAUAAAAGAAUGGGCACCACAACUAUUGAUUCUUGAGCAUCAAGCAACUGGAGGAUUUGUGACACAUUGUGGAUGGAAUUCAACCAUAGAAGGUGUUUGUGGGGGUGUUCCCAUGGUCACAUGGCCAAUAAUGGCGGACCAAUUUUACAAUGAGAAGUUGGUGACAGAGGUUUUGAAGAUUGGGAUCCCAGUUGGUGUCAGUAAGUCAGUUGCAAUGGUGGGAGAUUUUGUGCAGAAGGAAGCAAUAGAGAAGGCUGUAAAGGAGAUAAUAGAAGGUGAAAAAGUUGAGGAAAUGUGGAGCAGAGCCAAGGAAUUGAGGGAAAUGGAAAGAAAGACUACUGAAAAAGCGGUUCGUCACACUCUAAUUUGAACGCUCUGAUUGAAGAAUUGGGUUCAUUUCGCCACUAAGUACACAGAAUCUGACAAGAAAUAAACAUUCUCAUUUAUUUCAUGUAAUUUGGUGUUCAUUUUUAAUUAUGCACUCGUUUAAUUGUCUGUGUUAGUGUUUUUUCUUCAUAAAUAGUGGUGCUUUCUGCUCCGAAAGAAAUGUGCUUCCCUUUUUUCUUUUUUUCUUUAUCUGAAAAAAAUAAAAGGUUUUAAGAAUU
This is a messenger RNA of Rubroshorea leprosula, 1657 nucleotides long. NCBI's taxonomy places the organism in Eukaryota, Viridiplantae, Streptophyta, Magnoliopsida, Malvales, Dipterocarpaceae. The record is from the annotation of a GenBank genome assembly.